AUGCCGCCUUCGUCCUCUCGCCACCUUGCACACGGCGCAGCAACCCUUGCUCGAGCCCCGACCGGCGCACAGAGCUCCACGCCGUCGCACUCGGUCCAUCCACACCUCAUCCGCCGCAUCCACCACCGCGCCGCCGCAUCGUCUUGUCCCGCCGCACCGCCUCCUCGACGCUCGUCGUCGUCCUCGAGCAGGAGGGACGCCCACGCCCUCGCCUCGCGCGUCAAGUUCGACUCGCACCCGCCGCCACCACCACCGCCUCAUCCGUCGACAAGUGCUCGCCGUUCGCCCGUGUCCAAGGCCGACCCGCACCCGUCGGCCGCCGGCGACUGGCAGGCCCACCUCGAGGCGUCCCUACCCGCCGACCGCGUCAACGCCCGCCACCCAAAGUGGGACGAGCGCGGCUCCGAGACGUACGACGCCGAGCCCGUCCUCCCGCUCGACGUCGACGGCCGGUACCGCGCCGCCGCCGAGGGCGACUCGAUCCGCGCCGACCGCGCGCACGAGUGGGACGCCGAGGACGAGUGGCUUGACGUCCUUCGCCGCGAGGCUGAGCUCGAGGCGCAGCGCGACGAGGUGCGCCAAGUGCGCACGGCAAGGGCGUCGUCGGCCGUCAAGGUGGACCAGCUCCCGCCCGAUGUUCCACCUGCACCGCCGCCGUCGUCGCCGCGAGCCGUCGUCGAGUCGGUGCCGCUCGCCACCACCGAGGCUCGAGCGCCGGCGACGAACCCGUUCGCCGUCACCCGCACGACGACGCCCCGUCGCCGCCCGGCGCCGCUCCGCUUCGAGCCCGUCGAGCGCACCGACCCCUCCCUCAUCGCGCCCUACCUCCCUCCUCCCCUCUCCUCGACCUCUCUCGACCCGUUCCCCUCCCCUGCGUCAGAUCCCCUCGUCACCCGCCACGACUGGCGCCUGUCGUCCCCCUUGCGGCGGUACCUGCGCCGCAGCCCGCCGCCGCUCUUCAGCCGCACCGAGACCGACACCGUCUCGCUCGGCCACAACCGCCUCGUCGGCGUCGGCGUCGACGCGGCGCGCAUCGCCAAGUACGCGCAGGUGAGGACAGAGGAGCAGUGGGGGUGGAAGGUGCGCGUGCCCGAGGCGGAGCGAGGAGGGUGGCCCGACGCCGAGGUGUACCGCAAGCGCCUCGACCGCCUCCUCGACCUCUCCAAGGCGGCCGACGAGCAGCUGUACCUCGCGUCGCUCGCGCGCCAGGGCACGCCCAAGGAGCGCGAGCCCAAGGGCGUCACGCUCAUGCGCGCGCUCGGGACGUGGCUCACCGACCCGAGCCGCGCCGACGAGAUGACGAGGCUCGACGCGCGCGAGAAGGAGGAGCGGCGCAAGGCGGGCUCGGGAACGACAGCGGCGGCGGCGGCGGGCACGGCGGGAGCGAGUGUGGGAGCCGCGAGCGCUGGGGCAGGGCAGCGCGCUGUCGCGUGCUUUGAGGCCGAGGACGGGCGCGAGUUGACCGAGGACAAGGGUUGGAAGUUCAGCACCGGCACGAUUGUCCGCCUCACGCUCGCCUCGGAGCAGGACCAAGGGCUCGCUCGGUCCGGCUCGACCGGGCCGCAACCGCCGCCAGCCGCGUCGACGCCGCCGCCGGGCAGCGCCAACAAGUGGUUCGUCCAGGGCACGGUGCUCAACGUACGCGACGGCAACCUCAUCGUCGCGUUCGACGAGGUCGAUCUGUGGCCCUUGGGCGACGAGGCGUACCAGAUCGACAUCGGCCUCGACACGAGCUCAUACGCCCUCCAGACGGCCGCCAUCGACAACCUGUUCCUCGACCCGUCCCGCCAGCGCGCGCACAACGCAACCCAGGUCGCCGCCGUCCAGCACGCCUUCACUCGCAGCGGCAUCGUCCCGAGCCUGCGCGAGUGGGCGCUCCAGGGCACCGAGCUGCGCGAGCACAUCGUCCCGUCGUCGCAGCCGCAGCCGCAGCCGCAGCCGUCGCGUGACCUCAAGGUCGACCCGCUCAAGAGCGACGUCCUGCGGCAGAACCAGCUCAUCAACUCGUGGAUCGAGCGGUACCGGCGCGACGACCCGAUCGAGCUGCCGGGCGACCCGGACCUCGGGCUCAACGCGAGCCAGACCAAGGCGAUCGCCAUGGCGCUCGGCGACAAGCUCAGCCUCAUCCAGGGUCCGCCGGGCACGGGCAAGUCGCAGACGAUCGUGUCGCUCAUCGCCCUCCUCAAGCUCCACUUCCGCAUCCCGUCGCCGAUCCUGCUCGCCGCGCCGACCCACGUCUCGGUCGACCACCUCGUCCUCCUCCUCGUGCGCGCCGGGCUCAACCCGCUGCGCUGCGGCAAGGCGGCCAAGGUCUCGAACGAGGUGCACAAGUGGACGAUCGAGAAGCGCCAGGAGCAGCACCCGCUGUGGGACCGGCUCGAGAAGGCGCGAGAGGAGUGCGAGGCGCUCCGGACCGAGCUGCAGGACAUGCGGGACGCGAGGAGGGACGUGGGCGGCGACGGUGGCGGCAAGGAGGCCGACGACAAGGACUCCGAGGUCGAGGGCAAGUACCGCAAGGCGUGGCGCAAGUUCAUCAUGCUCGAGCACAAGCUCUACUCGAGCCUGCUCGCGACGGCCGACGUCUUCUGCGCGACCGCUCUCGGGUCGGGAGCGAGCAAGGUCCUCAACAUGGUCGACUUCCCGAUCGUCCUUCUCGACGAGGCGGCCAUGUGCACCGAGCCCGUCUCGCUCAUUCCGCUCAUGAAAGGCGCCCGCCAAGCGACCCUCAUUGGCGACCACAAACAGCUACCGGCGGUCGUCACUUCGCAAGACGCCAAGAACGAGCGCCUGCACCUGAGCCUGUUCGAGCGCCUCCUCACGUCGAAAACGGUCAACUCGACGCUCCUCGACACGCAGUACCGCAUGCGCCCCUCGAUCUCGUCCUUCCCGAACCAGUCGUUCUACAACGGCGCCCUCCUCGACGCCGAGUCGGUCUCGAGUCGUCCGGCGCCGCUCAACUCGGUCUACUUUGGCGCACCUUCGGCGACGUCGGCCAUGCUCUCGGCGCCGCACACGCCGCCGCCGGCGUCGAGAGCCGACGGCCACCACGAGCCGGUCGCGUUCGUCUCGCACACGGGCCCCGAGACGGUCCACCGCCAGUCGCUCCUCAACCGCACCGAGUCCAACAUCCUCAUCUCGAUCGUCGGCGACCUCCUGCGGCGCAACCCGACCCUGCGCGCGACCGACAUCGGCAUCAUCUCGCCGUAUUACGCCCAGACGCGCCUGCUCGUCAACACGUUCGAGAGCGGGUACGCCGCGUCUCGGCUGCGCACCCUGCUCGGCGCACAGCGUGCGGCCGAGGCGGGCGAGGUCGAGGUCAACACGGUCGACGGGUUCCAGGGUCGCGAGAAGCGCGUCGUCCUCCUGUCGACGGUCCGGUGCAACCUCGGCGGCUACAUCGGCUUCCUGACCGACCGCCGACGCCUCAACGUCGCCCUCACACGCGCCAAGGACGCCCUCAUCGUCGUCGGCAACGAGCGCACGCUGCGCAAGGCGGCCGGCCUCGCUCGUCCACGCGACCUCGACCUCGGGCGCGACAACUUUGGGGACGACGACGAGUUUGACCUCGCCCCGAGCGUUCGUGCGCCGGCGCAGAAGGGCGAUCCGGAUGCGGAUGCGGGCGUGUGGACGCGGUUCCUCGACUGGUGCGCGCGGCGAGGGCUUGUCAGGCAGUGGGAGGAGGAGGAGCCGGCGCCGGCCUCGACGGCACGGCGCGCGUAAAGUCUGCCUGUGUAGAUGCGAGUUGUGAUUGCAGCAGGUCUGCUGAG
Messenger RNA from Rhodotorula graminis WP1, 3767 nucleotides. RefSeq lists its product as uncharacterized. The transcript is spliced from 10 exons. The record is from RefSeq and is a predicted model, not a curated record. Gene Ontology annotation, biological process: nuclear-transcribed mRNA catabolic process, nonsense-mediated decay. The coding region runs from base 1 to 3720 and encodes 1239 amino acids. Gene Ontology annotation, molecular function: RNA helicase activity. Gene Ontology annotation, cellular component: cytoplasm. Lineage: Eukaryota; Fungi; Basidiomycota; Microbotryomycetes; Sporidiobolales; Sporidiobolaceae.